Molecule: messenger RNA, 1119 nt
Organism: Misgurnus anguillicaudatus (oriental weatherfish)
Lineage: Eukaryota; Metazoa; Chordata; Actinopteri; Cypriniformes; Cobitidae
Source: RefSeq, a predicted model, not a curated record
GUGUGUGUGUGUGUGUGUGUGUGACAACACACAUACUGGCUAUCCUAGCACAACCUUUUCUCUCUUUUGUGGAUACGAUAUGAAACCAACGAAAUGUGUUUGAUAUAUAUUUUUGGAGCACUGGUCAUCACAGGUGGAGUCUUAAGCCAAGACACAACUACUUUACCAGCAAAACAAAAUUCUGAUCGAGACCUGUUUGUAGCAGUGGGUUCAUCUGUACAGAUACCAUGCAUUGACGGAGAGAAAAAGGGGGUGGAGUGGAGACUUAACAACACAGUGCUUUUCUUGAGCUCUGUUCUUUCCAUAAAUAACAUCAGCCUGCAGGACCAAGGCAUCUACACCUGCCACCAACCGAAUGGGGACCUGAUACAAAGAGUCUCUCUACACCUGGGCUAUCCCCCUUCGCCUCCGGAUGUGUUUUGUUGGUCUCCAAGUUACCCUAAAAGGGCAGUAUGCUCCUGGACACUGACUCCAGACCCUAUAAUUCCAACACAUUACAUUGCUACAUACAGGAGCUACUCAGACCCAUUCUCCAGUGCCCAUCAAUGCCAUAAAUGGGGGGAGCAAGACAGGAAAUGUGUGCUAGAAGAACUGAAGAUAUUCGAAAGUGAACCAACUCUUUUCAACAUCACAGCUAUUAAUGCUUUGGGUAGCGCAACACGCAUAUGGCCAUUUGUUUUUGAGGAAAUAGUGAAACCAGAUCCUCCAGUGGAUGUGGUUGUGAUGGUAAAACUAGGGAAGAAGUUAUCUGUGCAGUGGGAUCCACCAACCAGCUGGCCGGAUCCUGUCAACUUUCCCCUUAAAUACACAGUGAAAUUUCACUGGGGCAAACCUGACACAGCUAGAACUCUGGGCCCUUAUGAGUCUAAUAAAAUGAUUCUCAGUGGACUAGUGGCUGGAAGGACAUAUCACAUCCAAGUAUCUGCUAAGGACUUCCUGGACAGUGGACAGAACAGUGACUGGAGUUUACCAAUAAGUGUCACUAUACCUAAUAACUGAUAUGAUGAUUUAUUACAUUAUACAACAUUAACCAGACUACAUUUUUAAGUCAAAUUUAGACAGUAUUAAAGCUUAAAUGUCCAGAUUUUUAUUUCAAAAGCAAAUAAAUAAAUAACCUAU